GGAGCAGCCGCAGCUGGGAUUGGGGCCCGCCGGCACCGCCCGGCCGGUCGUGGGGGAGGAGGCGGCGGGAGGAGGAGCGGCAGGGCGGACCGCAGCGAACUGGCGGGGCUCGGCGCGGCGGUCCCUGAAGAUGGCGGCGGCGGAGCCCGGCACUGCUCCGGGCAGCGGGAGCUGCGCGCCGGCGGGCGGCGGCUCCGUGCCCGUCCUUUUCUGCUUCUCGGUUUUCGCGCGGCCCUCCAGCCUGCCCCACGGAGCCGGCUACGAGCUGCUGAUCCAGAAGUUCCUCAGCCUGUACGGGGACCAGAUAGACAUGCACCGUAAGUUCGUGGUGCAGCUCUUCGCCGAGGAGUGGAGCCAGUACAUCGACCUGCCGAAGGGCUUCCUGGUCAACGAGCGCUGCAAGGUGCGCCUGGUCCCGCUGCAGAUCCAGAUUACUACUUUGGGCAACCUGACACCCUCAAGCACUGUUUUUUUCUGUUGUGACAUGCAAGAGAGAUUCCGGCCUGCCAUCAAAUACUUUGGUGAUAUCAUCAGUGUAGGCCAAAGGCUGCUCCAAGGUGCACGGCUCUUGGGAAUUCCAGUUAUUGUCACUGAACAAUAUCCCAAAGGUCUUGGCAGCACUGUGCAAGAAAUUGAUUUAACAGGAGCUAAACUUGUGCUUUCCAAGACAAAAUUUUCAAUGGUGUUGCCAGAAGUUGAAGCAGCAUUAGCAGAGAUCCCUGGCGUCCGGAGUAUUGUCCUCUUUGGAGUAGAAACUCAUGUCUGUAUCCAGCAAACAGCAUUGGAAUUAAUUGGCAGAGGUCUGGAAGUUCAUAUUGUAGCUGAUGCCACAUCGUCAAGAAGUAUGAUGGACAGAAUGUUUGCUCUUGAACGUCUUGCACGUACUGGAAUUAUAGUUACUACUAGUGAAGCGAUAUUGCUGCAGCUGGUAGCUGAUAAAGAACAUCCGAAAUUCAAAGAAAUUCAAAAUCUCAUUAAGGCAAGUGCCCCUGAGUCAGGGCUCCUUUCCAAAGUUUAAAGCAGGCAUGGAGGAAGCAGAUCUCACAGUCCCCUUUCAGAGGAAGGAAAGCUAUAAGCGCACAUGUACAUGUUCUUUCGCUCAAAAUUUGGUAGGAGUGUCAAAAUAGAAAUUGGCAUGCUUGUGCUUGCCUUAGCAAAAUUGUCUAGUUAUAUGUCUCGAUGCCAGUGUGUUCUGUUUAGUUACAGCUGUCAGAAGUUUUGGGUAUCAUAGGACCCUUUUGUUGUCAAAUUUCUUCAUUUAAAAAAUAAAUUAACAGAGGUGCCUGCUAGUCCAUACUAUACACUGAUUGUAACAGCUCAAAAAAAUGCAUAUUUCUGUGACACCCUUGAUUGUGUGCUUUCAAUUGUUCUGUGAUGUCCUGUUUUACUUUUGUAUUAAUAGAAGAUAAUUACUUAUUGGAUAAAUGUGAUGUGAUACGCUUUAAUGUUCUAUAUAAAUGAAGUAUUUUAUUAGGGCAUAAAUUAAAACUGAGUAAGAUAUAUGACCUAUAUGUGCGCUUUUCUUCUCUAGGAUAAAAUUUAAGCACUUUGCUUCAUAGAUAAGACACAUAAAUCAAGCAGAGCUGAUGUUUGAUUGCCCUAGGUAGCUGAAGUCUGCAUCAUGACUUUUGAUUAUACUGAAAUGGACUGCCCUAAGCUGUACUUUCCUUAAGUGUAUACAAACAGCAGACUGUUGUGUAAUGAGUUCUUUUUAACAGCUGGUGUAAACUCCUUCAGAACUUGCGAAUAUUAUCAAAGCUUUAAAUUAGAAAUGCUGAGGAUGUUUAACAAUGAAAACUUUUCAGGUUCAUGUGUUAAAUCUGCUAAUAUGUUUAGAUAUAUUUUGCUGUGUUUUACACCCAGUUUAGUUAGAUUGAAUAAUUCUAGCCAAUUUACUCAAGAGGGCUCUGAAAGAAGGUUUAGCUUCUCUCAGUUUUUGUGCUUUUUUUAUGGCCUAUAGUUGGGUGGAAUUUGAAUAGAAUCUGGUCUAAAAAUAUUCUUCAGAAAAAUAGCAUCUUUAACACAAUGAUAUAUAUUUUUUCUAUCUAGAACUAAUCUUUUAACAUGUGAUUAUUCAUAAAGGCACUUCCUUCAUGUUCUAGGGGAUUAAACAAUGUUGUAUAAAGUUUACAGUGUGCCUGAGACAUUUAUUUUUUUUAAAGAGUACUAGAAGAUGUCAUACUAACCACUGAUCUUUUUGGUAGAAAAGAUAUUAAAAUACAUGUAUUGUUUUAAUUUGCUUAUUUUCCCCACAAGAUGGCUCUAAAUGAAUUGUUUCAUAAAUAGAAAUAAUUUCAAUUGUUUCAUAUAACCUUUAUCUGUUCAAAAGAAAUAAAAAGUUAACAUUU
Onychostruthus taczanowskii (white-rumped snowfinch) is the source of this 2348-nucleotide messenger RNA. RefSeq names its product isochorismatase domain containing 1 (gene ISOC1). The record is from RefSeq and is a predicted model, not a curated record. The transcript has 5 exons. Lineage: Eukaryota; Metazoa; Chordata; Aves; Passeriformes; Passeridae. Gene Ontology annotation, cellular component: cytoplasm. Bases 131 to 1018 code for a protein of 295 amino acids.